AUGGAUUCUCCAUCCGCUGAAGUGCUGACGGUAAGAUCCGUCGAUCUUUGCACUGACGAGAAUGGCAAGGAUCACCACACCAUGCGAUAUGAGUUGAUGAGCCGGGACGAGUAUAGUGGCAAGAUACCGAAGCUAGUCGUACGCCGUGGACAACCGUUUCGUUUGCGCUUGGUAUGCGAUCGGCCGUACGAUCGGAGCCGGGACGCGUUGAGUUUGAUUUUUACCGUGGCCGAUGAGGACCAGCCAACGCACGGCCAUGCGACAUUGGUCGGUAUUCCGGUGAAUCAAUUUCCCGAGCAACUGAGUGAACCACACGAGUGGGGUGCUGCAAUCGAGGCAAUCCACGGAGAUCUGCUGGAAAUUUUGGUUAAACCGGCCGCAACGGCUCCAAUCGGCCAGUGGAAGUUGGAUAUCGAUACAAAGCUGCUUAGCGAUCCGUUCGGCAAAAGUUAUUCACUGCCCCAGGCGUUCUACGUCCUCUUUAAUCCCUGGUGUCCUGAUGAUCUGGUGUACAUGGAAGAGAAAGCACACCGGCACGAGUACGUGAUGAGCGACACGACUCUCAUCUACCGAGGAUCGUACAACCGAUUGCGUCCUUCGGUGUGGAAGUUUGGCCAGUUUGAAAAACACAUCCUGGACUGUUCGCUGUUGUUGAUCACAAAAAUCGGCAAGGUUAGUGCUACACACCGUGGCGAUCCGGUGCGAGUGUGUCGUGCCAUUUCGGCAGCCGUCAACUCACCGGACGACGAUGGAGCACUGCUGGGAAAUUGGAGUACAGACUACUCGGGAGGAACGCCCCCCACGAAGUGGGUUGGUUCGGUGGAGAUUAUGCAACAGUUCUACAAGAAGCAGAAACCGGUCAAGUUUGCCCAGUGCUGGGUGUUUGCCGGCGUUGUAUCGACGAUUGCUCGAGCAAUUGGAAUACCGUCCCGGGUGGUAACGAACUACUCUUCAGCGCACGACACACAAGCCUCACUGACGGUGGAUUACUUCGUAGACAAGGCCGGUAAAAUUAUGGAAGAAAUGAAUGCCGACUCGAUCUGGAACUAUCACGUGUGGAACGAGGUGUGGAUGCAGCGACCCGACCUGGGCAUCAGCUCGGACGGGGACUACGGUGGAUGGCAAGCGAUCGAUGCCACUCCGCAAGAAUCUUCCGACGGAAUGUACCGGUGCGGUCCGGCAUCCGUACUGGCCGUGAAGUUGGGUGAGGUGUUGAAACCGUACGACAACAAUUUCCUCUUCGCGGAAGUAAAUGCGGACAAGGUGUUCUGGAGAUAUACGGGACCACACCACCCGCUAAAGUUGCUGCGGAAAGAUGUGCUUGGAAUUGGACUGUUUAUCAGCACGAAAGCCGUCGGCCGAUGGGAGCGGGAGGAUAUAACCGCCAGCUACAAAUUUGCGGAAAAAUCGGAAGAGGAACGUGCCACGAUGCUGAAGGCGCUGAAGCAAGCCAACAGCUACUUCAGUCGGUACUAUCUGAACGAGGAGUUCAACGAGGUAUAUUUUAACUUUGAGCUGCGAGAUGAUAUCAAGAUUGGCGAGCCUUUUAGUGUGUUUCUGCACGUCAAAAAUCGAUCAUCCGAAAAUCGACACGUUGUCGAGGGUUCGCUGCACGUUGAUAGCGUACUGUACACGGGGAAGGACCGGGAUAGUGUAAAGGUGGACACGUUCUCUGUUACGCUCGAACCCGGCACCGAGGAGUUUGUACGCAUGGUAGUCGAGUUCCAAGAGUAUUAUCGCAAAUUGCGUGAUCAGGCUGCAUUCAACAUUUCCUGUAUGGCCACGGUACUGGAUACGGAGUUUGAGUUUUACGCGCAGGAUGAUUUCCGUGUACGUAAACCAGAUAUAAAGAUAACGCUGCUUGGAAAGCCGGUAUCUCAGGCCCCUGUAGAGGUUCAGUUUACGCUCGAGAACCCACUGCCGAUACCAUUGCGCAAGGGUGUGUUCCAUGUCGAAGGAACGGGCAUUGGGAAGCCGCUACUAUUUAAGCACCCGGAAAUAGCUCCAGGAGAGAAGGUUUCGAAUACCUUCACUAUGACACCACCCUACUCAGGACGCAUGGCACUAGCUGCCAAGUUCACUUCCAAGGAGUUGGACGAUGUCGAUGGAUUCUUGGCGUUCAUUGCACAUCCCCGACCGGAGGACAUCAUUAUGGAGGUGGAAGAUAACGCGAUCAUUGCCCGUACUGACGUAAUCGACUAG
Molecule: messenger RNA, 2202 nt
Organism: Anopheles marshallii
Lineage: Eukaryota; Metazoa; Arthropoda; Insecta; Diptera; Culicidae
Product: annulin
Exons: 6
Coding region: 1-2202 (733 amino acids)
Biological process (GO): peptide cross-linking
Molecular function (GO): protein-glutamine gamma-glutamyltransferase activity
Source: RefSeq, a predicted model, not a curated record